This is a messenger RNA of Polyodon spathula (Mississippi paddlefish), 5861 nucleotides long. RefSeq names its product neurotrypsin-like. Gene Ontology annotation, molecular function: serine-type endopeptidase activity. The transcript has 15 exons. Gene Ontology annotation, cellular component: membrane. Gene Ontology annotation, biological process: proteolysis. NCBI's taxonomy places the organism in Eukaryota, Metazoa, Chordata, Actinopteri, Acipenseriformes, Polyodontidae. The record is from RefSeq and is a predicted model, not a curated record. Bases 1350 to 3884 code for a protein of 844 amino acids.
UUAGUUUCUGUUUUUCCAGUAUGCUAAUAAUAUUCAGAUAAUGCACAAAUGUAGUGCCAUAUUAAGAAUAAAUAAUAAUAAUAAUGAAGCGCAUCUGGUAUUAGGAGUAAUCGAGCUGCUUUCGGCUCCGCCCCUUUGGAACGGCUGCAGCUGUACAACAUUCCAUUCCACCUGCAGCGCCGUCAAAACCCGUCCCCGGGGAUUCCCGUGCUGCUCCAGAGCCGCUGUUGUUUUUUUUAGGCGACGCUGUUAAUAAAAUCUCCACGUCCCCCAACGAUUAUCCAGUCAAGGGCGAAUUCAUUAGCAAAUUGCUGCCUUCAGGGUUAUGUCUUGUUGACUCUGCGCCAAAACAAAACAGUGCGCGCAGCAGCUCCAGCCCCAGCCAGCACAAACCGGGACUGUCACUCAAACACACACGCAUAGGAUACGCAAGCAUGCAUGCAUGCAAACACACACGCGUGCAUACCACACACAGUGACACAGGCAUGCAUACAUACACAGACGCGUGCAUACCAAACACAGUGACACAUGCAUGCAUGCAUACAUACACACACGCGUGCAUACCAGCACACAGUGACACAAACUCGCAUGCAGAACUGUCCAUAAACACACAGACGUGACACAAACUCGCAUGCAGAACUGUCCACACAGUGACACAAACUCGCAUGCAGAACUGUCCACAAACACAGUGACACAAACACGCAUGAAUAACAAUACUCUCUGUACUAUUGCUUGGCGAAGUAAAGGAAAGGGGGGGUUCUGUCAUAGAAAGAUCCACCCAUUAUGUUUUUCCCGUUCCCCUCCACCAAUCCGGCUCCAAUUUAACAUCUCAAACUGUAAUAUAUCUUCAGCGCUGCUAGCUGCAGCAGCGCCUGGGCUGUACAGACAGAGCUGAGGGGUACGUCGAGCUGCACUUCGCUUGCAGACACUGCACCGUUCGGCACUGUCACUGCCUUAUGCAGUAGCAGUAUAUAACAUAUAUUCCAUUAUACUAACUUCUACACAGUAGACCCCAGUGCACUUUUUUUUUCAUUGACGUGCCAGAGGUGAGAUUUCUUAUUAGCGUAUUUAUAAUUACAUCAAGCGGCUGGCGGCGGCAUUCUGUUUACCGCGGUGUUCUGUUACAAAUAACACUUCAACUGCGUGAGGGAAAAGAUAUCUGAUAUAGAGAAGAGAGUGACAGGGGGAGGCAGAGAAGACUGCGGCGUGCUGGUGUUACUGUGUCUGACAAGAUUACAGAUCUUCAGAUUUAGCACUUUGACUCCAGACCGCUUUCACCGCGCACGGCUAUGGGCGAGCAGCAGAGCGAGGAGCGCCGUGGAUAAUGACUCCACCAUCACCCAGCGAGGAUGGAUGCAACGCGGGGAGUCUCUGCUCUGCUUAUCGCAAGCUGCUGCUGCUGGUUGAUGUCCGUGCAAGCUGAGGUGCUUGCUGAUGGAGGGAGCUACCUGAACACAGUGCAGAAUACAGACCCUCUCUCCUGCACCGAUGGCUUCACAGAGCUGGGCUAUUACAAUGGCUCAGUCUCUGAGACUGACUCUGGCGCUCCCUGUCUGCCCUGGACGGAGUUCCCUGACUACCUCCUGCAAUACCCUGGGCGAGGGCUGGGGGCGCACAACUACUGCCGCAACCCAGACAGAGAGGCCAACCCCUGGUGCUUCUACCGGCUGAGCUCUGGAGCUAUUGGCUGGGCUUACUGCGACUGCAACCAGGGUGCUGUGCGCUUAGCUGGCAGCUCCUCCUCAUCUCAGAGCGGCCUGGUUGAAGUGUAUCUGAACGGCCACUGGGGGGCAGUGUGUGACUCUCACUGGACCGAGCGAGACGCCAGUGUGAUCUGUAGACAGCUGGGGCUGGGUGAGAUCGGCACACCUCUCAGACACGCCCACUUUGGACCUAGCUCUGGAAUCUUCCACUUCCAGCGACUGGGCUGCCAUGGCGAUGAAGACUUCCUGCUAAAGUGCAAGAACAGGAAGUUCAUGACCAAUGACUGUAAUCAUGGAAACGAAGCAGGGGUGGUGUGUGAGCCUCCUGAAGACCCUGGCGCCCCCUUGAGGCUGGUGGGCGGUACUGAGGAUUUCGAGGGGCGUGUAGAGGUGUAUCACAAUGGGAGGUGGGGCACGAUCUGCGACGACCAAUGGGACGACACAGACGCUGAGGUGGUCUGUAGGCAGCUGGGCCUCAGUGGCACUCCGAAGGCCUGGUCCUGGGCUCAGUUUGGCUCUGGCUCGGGGCCGAUCCUGCUGGAUGAGGUGCACUGCUCUGGGAAUGAGCUGUCCCUGGAGGAGUGUGCGCACAGCGGCUGGGGGGAGCACAACUGUGACCACAUCGAGGACGCGGCCGUGUCCUGCAAUCCCUAUUCCGACGGAGUGGUGAGGCUGGUGGAUGGGGACAGACCCUCUGAAGGGCGGGUGGAGAUAUAUUACGAUGGUGCCUGGGGCUCGGUGUGUGACGACAGCUGGACUGAAAUCAACGCGCAGGUGGUGUGUCGACAGCUCAGGUUCAGGGGGCGCGCGCGUGUCUCUGCUCAGGGUCGGUACGGCACUGGCUCGGGGUUGAUCCUUCUGGACGAGGUGCAGUGCAAGGGGGGAGAGCGCUCCCUGCUGGGCUGUGCACACGCUGCCUGGGGGAGACAUGACUGCGCGCACAGCGAGGACGUGGGAGUGCAGUGCGAGGGAGAGGGAGAGACCAACGAGAUACCUCAACCAUCGUAUCAGACAGGAGCUCCAGUGAGGCUGGUGGACGGGGAGAGCCCGCGGGAGGGCAGGGUGGAGGUGUUGCUCGGUGGGGAGUGGGGUAGCGUGUGUGACGACGGGUGGACUGACGACCAUGCUGCUGUGGUGUGCAAACAGCUCGGCUACAUGGGUGAGGCGAAGGCGCGCUCCAUGGCCUAUUUCGGCGAGGGGGAUGGUCCGAUCCACCUGGAUGACGUGCGCUGCUCAGGGCAGGAGAGCAGCCUGUCCGAGUGCGAGGCUCGCAGGGGCGGGCAGCACAACUGCAGGCACAGCGAGGAUGCGGGUGUGAUCUGCCAGUACAGUAAGAAGCCAGCGGAGGGCACCACGGACACAGCACAUGCCUGCGGGCUGAAACCCAGUGCACAGGGCAGGAGCAAGAGGAUCAUCGGAGGGGUCAAAUCACUCCGAGGUGGCUGGCCCUGGCAGGCCUCUCUCCGUUUGAAGUCUCACUGGAGUGCCGCACGGCCGCUGUGUGGAGCCACGCUGAUCAGCACCUGCUGGGCCCUGACUGCAGCUCACUGCUUCAAGAGGUUUGGCUCGGACCCCUCUCGCUAUGUCCUGCGGCUGGGUGAUUACCACACCGCAGAGAAGGAUGAAUUUGAGAAGGACCUGCCAGUGUACAGUGUGCUGCUUCAUGAGAAGUACCGGCCGGAGAGCAGUGACUAUGACAUCGCACUGGUCCGGGUUCGAGGGGCAGAGAGCCGCUGCAUCUCCUUCAACCCCCACGUUGUCCCAGCCUGCCUCCCCCCACCCCACCGGGGCAAGAAGUGGAACAAGGGCCGGGGCAACAAGCGAGCAGCGACCUGCGUCAUCACAGGCUGGGGCGACACAGGCUCCUCGUACUCUCGCACUUUGCUCCAGGGCUGGGUCCCUGUCCUGCCCGGUCGGGUGUGUCGCUCUCGCUACGGUCCUCGUUUCUCUCCCAGGAUGCUUUGUGCCGGCAGCCUCUCUCAUAGUAAGCGGGUGGACAGUUGCCAGGGUGACAGUGGGGGUCCCCUGGUGUGCCCCGGGGUCGGGGGUCGCUGGGUCCUCACCGGAAUCACUUCCUGGGGUCACGGCUGUGGGCGACCUGAUUCCCCGGGAGUGUAUACGCGGGUCGACAAGUUCCUGCGCUGGAUAGAGGACGGCAUGCGCGCCACACAGAGGGGCUGAACAGCCACGAGCAACACGCAACCAAACAUGCUACUAAACAUGAAGCAAGCACACAAUCAAACACGCAGCAAGACACUAGGGAGUCCAGGGAUGGAAAUAAGACUCCCACUGCAUAGCAGUUUCAUCCAGUCCUGGUUUUACUAAGCUUAAUAAGACACAACUGAGCUUGUUACCUACACACUGAGGCUAAUCAAGCACAUAGUAAAGCCUGGAAUAGGUGAGGCUCCUAUGCAAUAGGAGUCAUAUUUCCAUCCCUGCAAUCAUGCAGACAAACACGCAUCCACACAUGCAGCCAAGCCCCAAGGCUGGAUGUGACUAUUAUUGCAGUUACUAAAGAAAUCUAAAUGCUGUUGCUUUUCUCAGAUCUCUCCUCCUCCUGCCCCCAGGAUUACUCCAGCUCCUGCCCAGUAACUCCCAUCUCCAAUGCAGUACAAUACGUACUGCUCAGAGCUGUCCAAGCACUUUGGCUAACAGACCACAACACAGCCCUAGACUGGGGGCUGCAUGUUCUGAUACAGACAACCCACAACACAGCCCUAGACUGGGGGCUGCAUGUUCUGAUACAGACAGCUCGCAACACAGCCCUAGACUGGGGGCUGCAUGUUCUGAUACAGACAGCUCGCAACACAGCCCUAGACUGGGGGCUGCAUGUUCUGAUGUCAUCGAGAGUGAAGCUGACGAAGCUGGAUUUGAUUUUUACAGUAUUCACAAUCGGGAAUUACAAUGCAGAAUUACUGCUGCUCCUUUUGAUAGUGCUGAGCUGGGUUUGCCGAGGCUAUCCAUACAGUAUCAUCCAACACAAUGUAAUGGAUCUCCUCCAAUAAUACUGACAUAAACGGAAGAGCAGUACUUGCCUCUCCACUCCAGAGAUUGCUGAUUAGUUGGAUGGUAAGACGUUGGUCUGAACUGAAUGGUGUUGCUGUUUGCCUACUGCUCUUGCCUUGCCAUUCCAUUCAAUGGGCUGGGAUGCCAAUUCAUUACAACGGCUGCCUUGAAGGAAUCAGAGGCUGGUAUUAUUCAGUAAGGAAAGGUCUCGGUUCCAGAAGGAUGUAAACACCUUGCAGACUCGCUACCUGCCACGGUGCAGCUUCUCUAUAUCCAGCAUGUCGGACAAGUUCAUGUGUAAGCUACUCUACAUGAAGUGCACUUUACACUUUACACACUUUUAGAAUCAAAAUAGAUUUUUUUUUUUUUUUUUUUGGCAAGCAUUCAUUAAGAAAAAAUGUGAUUAUUUUUUAUUAUUAUUCUAUUUAAAAAAAAAACAUAGAUUGGUAAUUUGUUUUGUAUUGUACUGCAAUUCAAUAAACAUUCAUUCAAGCUAAUUUGCCUGUUUGCCUGCGCGCAUUCUGAAUGCCAAAAGAAUCCUUCAGGCAUCCACUUUGAAUCCAGAGUGAUCUGUAGUGAAUGCCUUUUGAAUCUCCUGCUAGUUUCAUUCGUAAACCGAAGGACCACGACACAGAAACACAUGAAGAGAUACUGGGCAUGCCCCUGACAGUGCACACAGCAACCUGGGAGGGGAGUACUCAGAGGAGACACCCUGAACAUUCAGAGUGCUGCAGUGAGUCCACGGCUGACAACGUGGCUGGAUAACUAGACAAGUCCCAGAAAGGGUUGGAAUAGACCCAAGUAGUGUCUCUUGACAGGUGUGUGAGAUACAUCCUGGAUUGUCUUUUGACAGGUGUGUGAGAUACACCCUGCAGUGUCUCCUGACAGGUGAGUGAGAUACACCCUGCAGUGUCUCUUGACAGGUGUGUGAGAUGCACCCUGCAGUGUUUCUUGACAGGUGUGUGAGAUACACCCUGCAGUGUCGCUUGACAGGAUGCUAUGAGGGGUCUUUCAGGGUCUGCACUGCUUUCCACAACCCGUCAUGAGCUGGCUGGUUUGCACUCCCUGAAAUCACAGACUGUAUAAAGUGCUUUGAAAUGCUUCUGUGUAUAACAAAUACAACGUGCUAAAUAAAUAAAUACCUGACUUCAA